This is a messenger RNA of Phodopus roborovskii (desert hamster), 1059 nucleotides long. It is a transcript of the gene Prss51, whose product is annotated as serine protease 51. Gene Ontology annotation, biological process: proteolysis. NCBI's taxonomy places the organism in Eukaryota, Metazoa, Chordata, Mammalia, Rodentia, Cricetidae. Gene Ontology annotation, molecular function: serine-type endopeptidase activity. Bases 28 to 1059 code for a protein of 343 amino acids. The transcript is spliced from 5 exons. The record is from RefSeq and is a predicted model, not a curated record.
CAGGCCAGGCUCUGCCAUGCAUUUGUGAUGCCCAACUAUGGCAGCUGCAGCUGCUGCUGUGUCAGUAUAGGCAGGACAUCAGGGUGGGCAACACCGGACCGGAAUGACAACACGAUGCUCUCCCUUCUAAUGGCACUUCUCAUGGCAUCUCAGGGACAUGCCCAGGACCAAGUUCUGUGUGGCCACAGACCUGCCUUCCCAAACUCAUCAUGGUUGCCAUUCCGAGAGCUGCUUGAAGUCCAGAAUGGUGAAUUCCCAUGGCAAGUGAGUAUCCAGAUGCUUGGGAAACACCUGUGUGGAGGCUCCAUCAUCCAUCAGUGGUGGGUUCUGACGGCAGCACAUUGCUUCCCAAGAACCCUAUUAGAAGUGGCAGUGGUAAACAUCACUGUAGUCAUGGGAACCAAGACUUUCAGCGACACCAACCUGGAGAGAAAACAAGUGCAGAAGGUUAUUGUUCACAAAGAUUACAAGCCGCCCCACCUUGACAGCGACCUCUGCCUGGUCCUGCUUGCCACACCAGUCCAAUUUAAUAAAGUCAAAAUGCCCGUCUGCCUGCCACAGAAGGAGAGCUCCUGGGACCGGUGCUGGAUGGCAGAGUGGGCAUCUACUCAUGGCCACGGCUCAACCAGAAGCUUAAACAUGCACCUGAAGAAGCUGAGGGUGGUUCAGAUUAACUGGAGAGCAUGUGCCAAGAGGGUGACUCAGCUCUCCAGGAACAUGCUUUGUGCCUGGAAGGAAGCGGGCACCAACGGCAAGUGCCAGGGAGAUAGCGGGGCACCCAUGGUCUGUGCUAACUGGGAGACUCGGAGGCUCUUUCAAGUGGGUGUCUUCAGCUGGGGCAUAACCUCAGGUUCUAGGGGAAGGCCCGGUAUGUUUGUGUCUGUUGUUCAGUUUAUCCCAUGGAUCCUGGAGGAGACACAAAGGGAGGGAAGAGCCCUCACCUUCUCAAAAGCCUCAAGAAUCCCCUUGACUGGCGUUUCACGAUGCUCCAUAUUGCUAAGCUUGGGGUCUCAAAUACUGCUUGCUGUCAUGUUUGCUGGGGAUAAAUCAAGUUGCUAA